GGGCACGCACACAGUUUCAGUAUUGCCGCUGUGAGUGUGUUCCCUCAGUUUCUGAACUCUAACUGUUCGUGUGGAGCUGUCUGAGCUACAGAAUGACCCGUUGGGCCCUUAUUGCUCCCCUCCUGCUGGGCCUGUUCAUCCACGGUGCAGUCAGUCAAGAGACUGAGGACCCAGCUGCAACACCACCAACACCACCAGCACCGGGCCAGGCCGCCGAUGGCUCGCAGGCCGAGGACGAGAACGCAGAGUGGGGAAUGAACUCCGUGCGGGGCGGCUUUGAGUCAGUCAGUGGAUACUUUGACUCAAUGCUAGAGUUCAUGGGUGGACGUGAUGGAGUGUGCCAAUACCGCUGCCGAUAUGGUAAAGCUCCUCUUCCUCGUCCUGGCUACCAGAUGCCAGAACCUGAUGGAUGUACCUCCUACUUCUUUGGUCUUCCUAUACCAGACGGGAUGGACAUGGGCAUCCCUGCCAUGACCAAGUGUUGCAAUCAGCUGGACAUGUGUUACGACACGUGCGGCUCCAACAAGUACCGCUGCGACUCCAAGUUCCGCUGGUGCCUCCACAGCAUCUGCUCUGACCUCAAGAAGAGCCUUGGCUUUGUGUCAAAAGUUGAAGCAUGUGAAACGGUAGCAGACACCUUGUUCAACACAGUGUGGACUCUGGGCUGCAGACCCUACAUGAACGGCCAGAGAGCAGCAUGCUUCUGUCAGGGAGAGGAGAAAGAUGAACUUUAGAUUCAAGCGCAAACCACUCUCCUAUUUAUAACAGUAUCAACUACAGCAACACAUCAGAAGAUGUGAGUCAUGGUGUUGCAAAGACUUGUGACUACUUCAGUAAUUUAUUUGAAAGUUAUUGUUCUGGUUUUGUUCAAAGUCAUUAUUUUUACUUUGCAGCAAAAUGUAGAUGUUGUUGUUGAAAGUUCACUUGAGCUGCAAGCCCACAUUGUAUUUGUCUGAUUAUAGAGGUGCAUCACUGUUGUCUGUUGUGUUGGUAUUAGAACCAAUACUGUUGGCAAAGGCAUAUGAUUUUGGAAAAGCAAAAAAUAUCUGCGUGAACUCCACUUUGCAACCCAUAGAUAGCCUAUUGUGCUUCAUACUUUGGGUGUGUUAUCAUGUCCUACUUAGUAUAGUCUACUGUAUGAAUAAAUGUUAUUGACACAUACGUGAA
Sander lucioperca (pikeperch) is the source of this 1167-nucleotide messenger RNA. RefSeq names its product group XIIB secretory phospholipase A2-like protein. The record is from RefSeq and is a predicted model, not a curated record. Gene Ontology annotation, cellular component: extracellular region. Gene Ontology annotation, molecular function: calcium ion binding; A2-type glycerophospholipase activity. Lineage: Eukaryota; Metazoa; Chordata; Actinopteri; Perciformes; Percidae. The transcript has 4 exons. Gene Ontology annotation, biological process: lipid catabolic process; arachidonate secretion; triglyceride homeostasis. The coding region runs from base 93 to 734 and encodes 213 amino acids.